Molecule: messenger RNA, 1161 nt
Organism: Moesziomyces antarcticus
Lineage: Eukaryota; Fungi; Basidiomycota; Ustilaginomycetes; Ustilaginales; Ustilaginaceae
Product: homoserine acetyltransferase family protein
Exons: 1
Coding region: 1-1161 (386 amino acids)
Biological process (GO): biosynthetic process
Molecular function (GO): acyltransferase activity, transferring groups other than amino-acyl groups
Source: RefSeq, a predicted model, not a curated record
AUGUCGAACAGCGCCGGAUACACGCCCAAGGAUCCCAAUGUCAAGCUCUUCAGCUUGGGUGACUUUGAGUUGCUAUCGGGCGAAGUGAUCCCAAACGCCCAUAUCGCCUACCGCACUUACGGCGACGCGAGCAAGCAAGCCAUCGUCUAUCCGACCUGGUACUCGGGCACCAUUACCGACGGCAACGAGUGGCUGAUCGCCCUUCCUGGCUCUCAGCCCGAGACGCGCUCGCUGGAUCCAUCCCGCUUCUUCAUCAUUGUCCCGGCGCUCUUUGGCAACGGCGAGUCGAGUUCCCCCUCGAACCAUCCUCUCGGAGCUGCGCUACCACGUGCGACGUUCUACGACAAUGUACGUGCUCAGCACAAGCUGGUAUACGAGCACCUUGGCGUGCAGGGCAAGGUCGUGGUUAUUGGCUGGUCCAUGGGAGCAGGACAGACAUUCCAAUGGGCGUCGCAGUUCCCCGACUCGGUGCGUGCAGCUGUGCCCUUCUGUGGAUCGGCACGCACCGCGAUUCACAAUUGGGUCUUUCUCGAGUCGCUCAAACAAACACUCCGCCUCGAUCCCAAGUUCAACGGUGGCGAAUACAGCCCUGACGACCCGCCGCUUGAAGGUCUCAAGGCUUUCGGAACCAUCUAUGCCGGUUGGGGGUUCAGCCAGGCUUUCUACCGCGAGGACAUGUUCAAGAAACAUUUUGGGCUCGAUGGAGCCUCCAACGUGCUCAACAACUUCUGGCAUGCGUGGGCCACGUCCAAAGACGCCAACAAUCUGCUCUACAUGAUCUACACCUGGCAGCAUGGGGAUAUCGGCGCACAGCCAAAGUAUGCGGGUGCAAGCAAGCGCGAUGUACCUCAGAGCAAGGGCGGCCGGCUGGGCACACGCGGUGAUGGUGGAGCAGUGACAGACGAUGAUGAUCAGGCAUUCCACAGGGCUCUGAAGGCAAUCCAGUGCCCGACAAUGAUCGUGCCAGCAAAGACCGACUUGUACUUCCCGCCCGAGGAUUCGGAAGAGGAGGCCCGCAUCAUGGGCGACACCGCUGCGCUUGAAAUCAUCCCCACCAUUUGGGGCCACUGGGCAGGUGGACCGGGCGACUCCAAGGACGACGUCAAGUGGCUCGACGACAAGAUCUACGCCUUCUUCCAAAAACAAGGCAUCCUCGACUGA